UGGACAACAGCUAGUUAGUUUGAGCUGGGUUUAUUGUUAAGGUUGUGUGGAUUAGCACUGCGGAACCAGAAUGCACUAAAAUAUGAACAAUGUAGUCGGCCAAUUACCUAAUGUAUAAAGAAUAUCAAACUGCUAUUUGGAACUACAGCUGGUUUCUGCAGACAUUUAAUGCCAAACAGAAGGAGGGAAAGAAGAAGCAAUGCUCCUGCUGAAGGAAUAACCCUAAGCCUCAUUACUGGUUCCAGCGUGUCGUGCUCCACAUGGGCAUCUGAGGGGGGAUGGCUAAUUCUGUGACCACCUUGGUGGACCAAACAGAGCUCUUACCUGGCCAGUCCAAUACCUCUCUCUCUCACUUCCCCUCCCUGCUGGGCUCGGGGGAGGACGGUGAGGAAGAGGGUGAUCCAGGGGUACUGGUGGAGGGAGAGAAGGAGGUGGUGGAGGGCGGCGCGGAGGUGGUCCUGGAGAUGGUGACGUCGUCAUCGGUGUCGGGGUCGACCCAGCACCAGGAGCAGGACCAUCCCUUCCAGUGUCUGGUCUGUGGCAAGAGCUUCCGCUGGUCAUCACGGCUGACGCACCACCAGCGUAGCCACAACAACGAGAGGCCGUACCGCUGCAACCUCUGCCCCAAGGCCUUCAAGGGCUCCUCGGCGCUGCUCUACCACCAGAGGUCUCAUUCGGGUGAGAAGCCGUACCCAUGUGGGGAAUGCGGCAAAGCCUUCAAGCGCUCCUCUCUGCUGCAGGUCCACCAGAGCGUGCACACCGGCCUGCGCACCUUCCUGUGCCCGUACUGCCCGCUGACGUUCAAGUGGAGCUCACACUACCAGUACCACCUGCGGCAGCACACGGGCGAGUGCCCGUACCCAUGCGACAGCUGCCCGAAGGCCUUCAAGAACUCCAGCAGCCUGCGGCGGCACAAGAAUGUGCACCUUGGCCUCAAGCCGUACACGUGCAGCGUCUGCAACAAGGCGUUCACGCAGUCGACCAACCUGCGACAGCACAUGCGCAUACACACUGGGGAGCGGCCCUACGCGUGCAGCGACUGCGGCCGCCGGUUCACCCACUCAUCCAACCUGGCGCUGCACAAGAACUCCCACGCCGCCGGCGGUGCCGGGGCGGCAAAGGAGGGCAAGAUGGGUGCGCCGGUCAGAGAACCCGCCGCACAGAUGGUGGAGAUGGUGGUGGAGCCGGGGGAGGUGACGUCGUCCAUGCUGACGGACAUGGUGGGCUUCGUCAGUCCCGAGGGGACGGUCGGCGUAGGGAUGGAGGAGGUGUUCAUGUCGGCCGCCUCCUCCGGCGGCCAGAACCUCCCCCAGCUGACCCUCUCCUCCUCGGGGCAGGAGGUGUGCGCGCCCCGGGCCAUCGGGACGGAGGUGCACCUGAGUACGGACACGGGGGCCAGCGUGCUGCUGUACAGCUGCGGGACCUGCAGCCAGACGUUCGGCACGCGCACAGAGCUGGAGGAGCACCAGGCGCACCACAUGGGUCCCAACGGACACCGGGGAGGGGGGGAGGCCGGCCAUGGGGGGGACUCGGCCAUGGUGGGUGUGGGGCUGGUGGGAGCGGGUCACCUGCUGGCGGACUUUGAGGAGGUGGUGGAGACCACUACGGUGGGGGAGAAUGGACACACUGCCGAAGAACUCCUAGGGCUGACCGAGGGGGGCGAUGGGGAUAACACGAACGUGGGAACCACCCAGGCUCAGUACGACCUGCUGCACAGCUUCACCGAGGUGUCACCGGCCUCAGAGACGGUCCAAACAGACUCCAGGAACCCCGUGGCCGGCCUGCAGUGCAACUACUGCAGCAAGGCUUUCAAGACCAGCGGAGGCCUCAACAGACAUGUCUCGCUGAUGCACUCUCUUUCGUCCCAGUCCCGCUCCCAGUUCAGCUGCUCGGCCUGCGACCGCUCCUUCCCCCUCCUGUCCUCGCUGCUCACCCACCAGCACUCCCACACCCCUGAGCAGAGGCUGCUGGCCGAGGCGGAGGCUGAGAUCGUGUGCCCGCCUUCGCUGUCCCUGUCUCUGCCCAUGCCCUCAUCCCCCGGCCAGGGGGACAAGCAGCAGGAAGAGGGCCAGAGGGAGAUCCACGUCAACAUCCUCACUGUCGGCGAGGAGCCUGAGGAGCAGGCGCCCAAGUCAGCCAAGGCGGCCAAGAGGACGGCGGCCGGCAAGCCACCGCCGGCUGGAGAGAGACCUUACCGCUGCAGUGAGUGUGGUAAAGCCUUUAAGGGCUCGUCGGGCCUGAAGUACCACAUGAGGGACCACACUGGGGAAAGACCCUAUCGCUGUACCGAGUGUGGGAAGACCUUCAAGAGGUCCUCGCUCCUCUCCAUCCACCAGAGGGUGCAUACAGGUGUACGGGCCUUCCAGUGCCCACAUUGCCCGCUGACGUUCAAGUGGAGCUCCCAUUACCAGUACCACCUGCGGCAGCACACGGGCGAGCGGCCGUACGUGUGUAAGGAGUGUGGAAAGUCCUUCAAAAACACCAGCUGCCUUCGCAGGCACAGCCAGAUGCACUCUGGGCUGCGGCCUCACACCUGCUCAGUCUGUUCCAAGUCUUUCUCCCAGACGUCAAACCUCAAACAGCAUGAGCGCACCCAUUCUGGCGAGCGGCCCUUCCAGUGCACCCACUGCAACAAAACCUUCACACACUCCUCCAACCUCCAGCUACACCUCCGCACACACUCCUCGCGCAAAGACUUCAAGUGCCCCUACUGCUUCAAGGAGUUUGUCAUGCACUCCUACCUACAGCGGCACAUCCGCACACACGGCACUGGGGCCUCCCUGCUGGGCCCCGGCGGGGCCCCUAAAGACGGGGUGGCGGUGAAGGCUAGCGUCGGGGGAGUGACCACCACCACCACCCUGCUCAACCCCAUCACCCUGGAAUCCUCAGGAAACAAUGGCAGCCUGAUCGUGUCCCAACCGGCGCUGGACAUCCCCCCCAACACCUCCCAGAACUACUUCAUGAUCCAGACGGCCAGUGGCCUGCAGCUCAUUCCCCUGUCGGCCCCGGCGCCCCCCCUGCCCAUUCUGGGGAGGAGCACUCGCACCGCCAGGGGCCGACGGGGACACAAGACCAAAGCCGCAAUACAGGAAUCCAAACCGGCCGCCGGCAUCCACGCGGAGAUGGAACCUGUACACUCUAAUGCACCAGUUGUCAUGGCAACCAGCAGCACGGAUGCCACCACCCCCACCUCCACCACAGGACAUGCGUCGUUACCUGCGGUGUUCUCCAGCGCGCCUUCCUGCGGCUCCGACCAAACCGGUGUGUGUGGCCCUGGGCCGCUCCCCACCGCAGCUACCUCAGGAACCCCGUCGCCGGCUCCUCCACAGAAGCACCACGCCGCCACAUCCCACGGCCCCCCCUCCCCUGCUGCUCUGGGGGACACGCACUCCCUGAGGGGAGAGGGCGAGGCGGGGAAGCAGCUUGUGUUGUGUUUUGAUGACGAGCUGAGCCACGAGGUGAUGAAGAGCGACAACGGGAGCCAGGGUUCCUACGUGUUCCAGUUGGAAGGGGCGGGAGAGGGGGCGGGGGGCCGAGAGGGGAAGUCGUUUGUGCUGCAGUUCAAGACCAAGGAGCAGAGGGAGGGAGAGGCGGGGGACGAUAAGGGAGGGAUGGUCUCGCUGCUGCAGGAGUGGGACGGGGGGAAGCAGGAGUUGAGCCGGACAGGGGGGAGCGGUGAGGAGGAGGAGGAGGUUGGGCAGGGGGAGUCGUUUGUUCUUCACUUCAAGUCUGACACACAAGAAAAGGACCUAGCAUCGGACUCUAGCUACAGCCAAAGUGCGGGCGACCGGCUCGAACUGUCCUGCACACCUAGCCGCGGUCUGGAGCCUCUGGACGGGCAGGAAGUGGUGUUUGAACUGGGGGGCGAGAACAAGAUGCAGCAGGAAGCAGGGGAGGGCAUGCAAAUGAUCGCGCUGAUCGAGCGGGAGGGUGGCGCGGCAGGAGAGGGGUGCGGCGGUGGUUCGGAGAGCGGGAGGAUGGGGCAGAACGGGACUGCCAUGGAAGAGCCCCUGUAUGAAUUCAACGCAUAA
Gadus chalcogrammus (walleye pollock) is the source of this 4031-nucleotide messenger RNA. It is a transcript of the gene znf628, whose product is annotated as zinc finger protein 628. The record is from RefSeq and is a predicted model, not a curated record. The coding region runs from base 279 to 4031 and encodes 1250 amino acids. Gene Ontology annotation, molecular function: RNA polymerase II cis-regulatory region sequence-specific DNA binding; DNA-binding transcription factor activity. Gene Ontology annotation, biological process: regulation of transcription by RNA polymerase II. Lineage: Eukaryota; Metazoa; Chordata; Actinopteri; Gadiformes; Gadidae. The transcript has 11 exons.